Molecule: messenger RNA, 4187 nt
Organism: Lingula anatina
Lineage: Eukaryota; Metazoa; Brachiopoda; Lingulata; Lingulida; Lingulidae
Biological process (GO): regulation of gene expression
Cellular component (GO): nucleus
Source: RefSeq, a predicted model, not a curated record
CUUUGUUUAGGGCUUUGCCCCAGGUUGUAAUUGUAAUACGUUUGCAUUUUUAGAAAGCUUCCAAGGAGGAAUCUUUCUUGUAACAUACUUUUGACCUCUGAAGGGAUAUUUCCACGACCUGAAAUUACUGGAUAAUAAACCGAGUGAUGGAGCCCCACAUCCAAACCAACAAUUUAUUGGCACCCACAGGUUCAGCCUCUCCAAUACAGCACACCACAGAAUUACCCGGCAUCAGCAGUUUGACGUCAGGGUUAAAAGCCAGUGACAUGAACUCAGGGUUAAAGGUCAAUGAACUUGAUGCCUCGUCAGGCAUAGGACAACACAGUAUGCAGGGAGACCACAUUUCUCAACAUCAGUCAACAACUCAUGUAAAUAUUCAGCAGCAGCAGCAGCAGGGAGAGCAGCAAGAUCAAAUUGUCAUCACUCCAGACAUGUUACAGCAGCUGACAACAGGGACACAGCAAAAUCAGCAGCAGCAAGUGCAACAUUUUCAGCAACUGACAACAGGAGCUCAGCAGCAACAACAACAGCAACAGAUUCAGCAGCAUUUACAACAAUCUCAGCUUGAACAGCAGCAGCAGCAAAUACAGCACCUACAACAACUUACAGCAGAUGCCCAGCAGCAGUCUCAACAACAGUAUUCUGCUGUCAAUCAAAUGAAUAUGACAACUUUAGCAGGAACUAGUGAACUUGUUCAGCAGCCGUCGAUCACCUCCCAAUUAGAUCAAGUCUCGAUACUAAAUACAUCGUGCCCAGUUGGGUCCAUUCAAGGAAUGGACCAACAAAUGAGUACCGGUCAGCCCUCUGUAGAGACCACCUCAACCCUUCAGUCUCUCCCUAUGAGUGUGGUGACCAGUGCCUCCCCUCUUGCCAUGGGUCAGAGUGUGAUGUGUUAUGAGCAGCAAGGGGUCACUAUAUACGUCCCAGGGCGGUCACUUCUCGGACAAAGUCCACCGCCGGCAGUCACUGCUGUCAACCCGAUUAAUCAAACUGGAAGUGGAAAUUCGAUCAACACCACUUCUUUUUAUGCAAAUUCAGGGGGUGUGGUGUACAAUAUGGGAGAUACCAGUCAAACAGGGGUUAACAAAGGCCCUGAGAGCUUCUUGGGUGGCCAACAUGGGAGUCUCACCAUAGGUGAUAUAACCAGCGCUGUAGAAAUGGGCGUUGCCUCAGCAACGGAAAGCAUGGAAGAACAGGUGUUGACUCUGCCAAAUGGCCAACAAAUCCACGUGUCUGUGCUGCCACGUGACGAGGUCCAGAAGUUGUCUCAGCGUCUGUCUCCGCCACCAAAGCAAGAGCUGCAAAGUAAACAACAACAGGAACAGGAAGUGGAUCAGAAAAGCGCACCUGGGACUCAGAAACUACAACCCCCUCCCAACCCGAACCAGCAACAGAAAAAGUCACAGCAAAAUUUGAAGGAAGCUCCUGAAGUGGCACGGCAGGUUUCUAAAAAAGUGGCCAUUGACAGAGACGUAAAGCCAAGUGUCUCGGUCCAAGAUGAGUUACAGAAUUAUGGUGGACAACUUGUCGACUUCCAGGAUACAUUUGAGCAUCUGUGGAAACUGGGCAGUGCCAAGAAAGAGACCAAGAUAUUUGAAAGUGUCACAGCCACUAUCUCCAAGCAGCUGCAGCCCCUGAUUCCCGGCUCCAUAGAUGUCCAUCUCAAACACUUGCAAGAGACUCGUGAUUUCCAACUGGAUGAAACUGAUGACAAAUACACCAUCUCUACAGACCUCGACUCUUUGGUAUCAAUCCGUCGAGACCUGCAAAGAUUGGUCAAUGGGCAUGAUAAAGGGAAAAAUGACCGAGGAGUGAUGUGUGAACUGCUGAAACCUGUCACCGUGACGCGGUCUGGACGUCAGGUGAAACCAACAACAAGAGAAGAUGCCAUUGAAUUUUUUGAUGAUUUUAAUAGCUCCGACCAUGAUGACAGUGAAGAUCUGGUUGUGAAAACCCCAGUACGUAGGAGAAAAACUAAAACACCUUUGAAAAUCACCAGUGCUAAGAAAGAACCGAAUCCUUCUGUUAUCAUAGAACAUGAUGGCGACAUGUGGGAAGGCGAUGGAACCAUUGACGAAACAAAAGUUAUUGUUUCAAAUUCUGAUAUACGGGAUGAGGAUAUCAAUCAAGAAGGAGAUGUGAAGCCAGAAGACAGUUCCAAUGAUGAUGAUGAUGAAGAAGGAGAAGAAGAAGAGCCAGAUUUCAGCAAUGAUAACACGGAGAACAAAGACCCGGAUGACUCCUGUCUCAGUGAUGCAGAGGAGGGCACCACACAACGCAGGCGGUCAAAGAGAGAUGCAGCAAAAUGUGAAAAAAACAAAGAGUAUGAGGAUACUUUACCCUUCAAAUUUUGGUGUAAAAUGUGUUCAUUUAAAACUAAAAGGAAAGCUCAAUUCGACAAGCACAUGACUUGCCAUAAAGUCUACAAGAAGCUGUAUGCAUGCACAAAAUGUACUUUCAAAACAAUACGCCUCAGUGUCCUCAAAAAGCACGAGAUAAACACCCACAGCAAAGAAUGCAAAAGCUGCCCUAAUGCUAAAUGCAAGUAUAGGACAGACAACCCUGUAUUAUUAGAACGCCAUAUCAAGUACAAGCAUAAAGAGCAUGACGAGGGAAAGAAGAAGGUCAACAGAUUUCUGUGUCCAACAGAGGAUUGUGGGUACUCGUCCCAUAGUAUUAUGCAGUUUAAGCGCCAUCUGUCCUGUCACGCGGAUAUCAUAAACGGCACGGACAAAAUAAUAAUGAGGUACCAGUGCGAGAAAUGUGCUUACAGUACUAAGAAAAAGGAACACUAUUUGCGACAUAUUAAAGACGUCCAUACCAAUCAAAGGCCAUUUUUGUGCGAUUUGUGUGGGACUUCUUUCAAGCGAGCGGAUGCCCUGCGCCAACACCGAGUCAUCCACAUGGAAAAGAAAUCUCGCAUCUUCAGGUUUAAAUGCUCCACCUGUGACAAACCAUUCCGUUCAAGGGCGCACUUAGCAGAACACAUGGCAAUGCACACUAGUAUACGUUCAUUUCUCUGUGAGAUAUGUGGAGCUUCCUUCAAGACUAAAUCAGUCCAACGAAAACACGUGGAGACCAUACACAAAAACCCGCGAGCCUUCGAAUGCGGUCAGUGCCCAAAACGCUUCAACACGAAGUACGCCUUGCUGAGACACCAGAGGACACACGACGCCUUAAAUAAUCAGACACAGGAGGUUACUCAGCAGGUCCAGCAAGUGAUACAUAGCCAAGCGACACAACUGCCCCCUACAGUCCAGUCUACUCAGAUCCUUAUCAAGCCGGAGGACUUUCAUCAGACAGCAGACGGACAGACAAUUGUUCAUAUUACUCAUGAAGGAACUAACACCGCGGUGCCUGUAUCUGUUUCCAACGGAACGCCAGUGGAAGUGACUUUGGAAGGUUAUGAACAAAAUACUUUUAUUCCUUCCAAUGAAGCCACAACUGCAUUGCUUUAUCUUACUACGAACCAUUUUCAGACAACUCUUCAGUGAUGUAUUUACUGUAAAAUAAUCUGUUUAUACAUAAAAAUUGUUUUUGUAUAAUGCCAAGCAAAGUGAUAUGCGCAUUUAUAUCUGUAAAACAGAGGUUGUUGUAAAUACAUAUUUCAGUCAUAAUUUACAUUAACAAGGUAUUUGAGAUGAUAAUAUAACUGCUCUUCAAGUGGAUAAAACUUGCCUUUGGAAAAGGGGUAAAAUUAUUUUGAUGUGGAUCUCUAUAUUUGUGCUAAGUGAUAAUUAUAUUGUUGCCUAAUUAUUAAAGUUUUUUCAAAAGUUAAGAGUUUUUUGAUGCAUAGAUGGUAGCCCUGAACAUAUAGCUGUCACCUGUUUAUUUAUUAUUGGAUUUUUUUGUCUUUUAUUUAUCUUUUAAAUUUAAGCUUACUGGUAACUUUUUUUCUUUCUUCUUUAAUAGUUAUGUCAAGUGUGGUUUUUGUUGAUUUUUUUCCUGUGUGCACAAAAACUGUCUAGCCAACAGUCUAGCCCAUUUUGAACUUGACAAUGUUGGUAACAAGCAAAUAAAUUUUUGUUAUUGCAUAUAUGAGUUUUAUUUAGCUUAUGGUCACAUUUAAUGCUUAUUGUUCACUUCUCUAUGAAUGGUCAGAGAUGAAAGUCUCGAUUUAUGUGGAUAUUAAUAAAAAUGAAUAUUUUUCUAAUGAUAUUUCCCAAACCCCCAUGUUGAUCUAUGAC